Molecule: messenger RNA, 2322 nt
Organism: Pseudocercospora fijiensis CIRAD86
Lineage: Eukaryota; Fungi; Ascomycota; Dothideomycetes; Mycosphaerellales; Mycosphaerellaceae
Product: glycoside hydrolase family 37 protein
Exons: 3
Coding region: 1-2322 (773 amino acids)
Biological process (GO): trehalose catabolic process
Cellular component (GO): cytoplasm
Molecular function (GO): alpha,alpha-trehalase activity; calcium ion binding
Source: RefSeq, a predicted model, not a curated record
AUGAGCUCGCAGAAUUCCGAACACCCGAUUAACCCCCACGACGCUCAUCACGAAUCGCAACCCGAUCUCGAUCCCUACGCUGCCCCGAGUGUCUACUAUGGCGUUAGCCACUCUACUAGGAAAAUGGCGAAAAGCCGCACAUACUCUGCUGUAAGCACGACGGCAUGGGCCCAGUCUACCCACUGGUCCCAACGUUUCGUGUGCUCACACUGUCGCCGGUACCUGAUUGACGUGGACGACACUUUGAAGACGCUCUUGGCUCGUGAAGACACCGAUCACAAUAUCCAGAUCACCAUUGAAGACUCUGGGCCGAAGACUCUUGAGCUUGGGACAGCUUCUUCGGGAGGAUACAAACGCUUCGAUGUCCGAGGCAACUACAUGCUCAGCAACUUGCUGCAAGAGCUUACUUUGGCCAAGAAGUAUGGUCGGAGGCAGAUUGUCUUGGAUGAGUCUCGUUUGAAUGAGAAUCCGGUCAACCGCAUGGCUCGUCUCAUCAAGGACCAGUUCUGGCCGAACCUGACGAGAAGGAUCGACGGUUCCAACAUUGCUGCUGUCGGCAGAGAUCCCAAGGAUUGGACAUCAGACCCUCGACCUCGCAUCUACAUUCCUCCCGGAGCACCAGAGCAGCACGCUUACUACACUCGCAUCGCACGAGAACAUCCUCACAUGCGCCUCGACGUUCGAUGGCUCAAGGAAGGUGCCGCAGAUGAUGACGAAUAUGUGCGCGACUUGAACAGCGCACCCGGCCUCCUCGCCAUUGAGAUGGAGCAGGUGGAAGACACGCCUGACGGGGAACCAGAUUUCAAAGGACUUCCUUUCGUCGUUCCAGGUGGUCGCUUCAACGAGCUCUACGGAUGGGACAGCUACAUGGAGACCCUCGGCCUACUCGUCUGCGAUCGCGUGGAUCUUUGCGAGGCCAUGGUCAAGCACUUCUGCUUCUGCAUUCGUCAUUACGGCAAGAUCCUGAACGCCAACAGAUCAUAUUACCUCCGCAGAUCACAGCCGCCCUUCCUCACCGACAUGGCUCUCCGCGUCUACGACCGUAUCAAGCAUAGGCCAGACAGCCUAGAGUUCUUGCGACGGGCCAUGCUCGCCGCCAUCAAGGACUACUAUUCGACAUGGAUGUCUAAACCUCGUUUCGAUCCAGAAUCUGGCCUAUCUCGAUAUGUGCCUGGAGGUCUUGGCGUGCCACCAGAGACCGAAGCGACUCACUUCGUCCAUGUGCUUACCCCAUACGCCAAGAAGCAUAACAUGACCUUCAAAGACUUCGUUCACGCAUACAACUACGGCCAUGUCUUUGAGCCAGAGUUGGACGAGUACUUCCUUCACGACCGAGCCGUUCGAGAAUCAGGCCACGACACUUCAUACCGCCUGGAAAAGGUUGCAGCUCAUUUGGCCACUGUCGAUCUCAAUUCGUGCUUGUACAAAUACGAAGUGGACAUUGCUCGAACGAUCCGUGCCUUCUUUGGCGACAAGCUGGAGAUUCCUGAGGAAUGGCGCCUGCCUGGACAUCCCGAGUUUGAAGUCUCUUCAGUCUGGGAUCGCCGUGCCAAGAAGCGCCGCCAGCUCAUGGACAAACUCAUGUGGGACGAGGAGGAAGGCAUGUUCUUCGACUACAACACAGUCAAAAAGCAACAGACUGGUUACGAAAGUGCCACCACAUUUUGGGCCAUGUGGGCAGGCGCAUGCACUCCGAGACAGGCUGCAGUCAUGGUUCAAAAGGCACUUCCGAAGUUUGAGGUUCAUGGCGGCCUUGUCUCUGGCACUGAAAAGUCUCGCGGCCCUGUUGGCGUGCAUCGCCCGAACCGUCAGUGGGAUUUCCCCUUCGGCUGGGCUCCACAGCAGAUUCUGGCCUGGACAGGCUUCUUGCGAUACGGAUUUGAAGAGGAAGCUCAGAGACUUUGCUAUCGCUGGAUUUACAUGUGCACGAAGGCAUUCGUCGACUUCAAUGGCGUGGUUGUGGAGAAGUACAAUGUGACGAGACAGGUUGAUCCUCACAAAGUGGAGGCAGAGUACGGCAACCAGGGAGGCGACUUCAAAGGUGUGGCGACAGAAGGCUUCGGCUGGGUCAACGCAUCCUACUGCUACGCCCUGCAGAUUGUCAAUGCGCACAUGAAGCGAGCUCUUGGUGCCGUCACACCUUGGGAUACCUUCAAGAAGAUGACAGAAGCUGCAGAAGAUCCAGUCGAUUUUCGCGAGAACUUGCAUACUCAGCAGUCGCACACUCCAGCACCAGUUCAACCUGCUGACGCGCAUCACGGUGGUGCCGGUGACACUCACAACGACGUGAAUUCGGGCACGAUGGCCUUGAAGGGCGUUUAG